Caenorhabditis sp. 36 PRJEB53466 is the source of this 2143-nucleotide messenger RNA. The record is from the annotation of a GenBank genome assembly. NCBI's taxonomy places the organism in Eukaryota, Metazoa, Nematoda, Chromadorea, Rhabditida, Rhabditidae.
AUGGCCGACGUCUUGGGUAUCGUGGCCAUCAUAUUCUUCUACGUGCUCAUUCUGAUCGUCGGUAUUUGGGCGGGUCGAAAAUCGAAGAGCACAAAGGAGUUGGAGUCGGAAGCAGGUGCACAGACGGAAGAAGUGAUGUUAGCCGGCAGGAACAUCGGAACUCUCGUGGGAAUCUUCACUAUGACUGCCACGUGGGUGGGCGGAGCAUACAUUAACGGAACUGCAGAAGCGCUUUAUAACGGAGGUGAGUGGGCAGAUGGGUUCUGAUGGAAGAGUAAACGGGGAUCGCAGGUCUUCUCGGAUGCCAAGCUCCAGUCGGAUACGCCAUUUCACUUGUGAUGGGAGGGCUUCUCUUCGCCAAGAAGAUGCGAGAAGAGGGGUACAUAACAAUGCUGGACCCCUUCCAGGUAUCAAAAUCAUGUCUAGUACAUCGAUUACCUCUCUAUUCCAGCACAAGUACGGUCAGCGAAUCGGCGGACUCAUGUACCUUCCUGCUCUUCUCGGUGAAACCUUCUGGACUGCUGCCAUUCUGUCGGCUCUCGGUCCGUCCUCUCCCUGUUUCCAAUCAAAAUCCCUCUCAUUCCAGGCGCCACUCUCUCCGUAAUCCUCGGAAUCGACAUGAAUGCUUCCGUGACUCUCUCUGCCUGCAUCGCCGUUUUCUACACAUUCACUGGCGGAUACUAUGCCGUCGCGUACACUGACGUCGUCCAACUUUUUUGCAUUUUCGUCGGAUUGGUCAGUGUUUUCUUGAUGACGUCAAUCGGAUGAAAUGUACUUUUAGUGGGUCUGCGUGCCGGCCGCGAUGGUCCACGACGGAGCGAAAGAUAUUUCGAGGAAUGCCGGCGACUGGAUCGGAGAGAUUGGAGGUUUGUGAAUCGGAAAUGUUCUCAAGUACAUAUGAAGUAUUGUAGGGUUCAAAGAGACCUCUCUCUGGUGGGAUUGCAUGCUGCUACUCAUCUUCGGAGGAAUCCCCUGGCAAGUAUAUUUCCAAAGAGUUCUCUCCUCGAAAACUGCCUCGGGAGCUCAAACGCUCUCUUUCGUGGCCGGCGUCGGAUGCAUUCUGAUGGCCAUUCCCCCCGCACUCAUCGGUGCUAUCGCACGGAACACUGACUGGCGAAUGACUGAUUACUCCCCAUGGAACAAUGGAACCAAGGUCGAGUCGAUCCCUCCUGACAAGAGAAACAUGGUCGUCCCCCUCGUGUUCCAGUACCUCACUCCCAGAUGGGUCGCAUUUAUCGGUACUUCUGUCCUCUCACUUUCAUCUAAUCGGGUCCUUCUUCAGGAUUGGGGGCUGUCUCCGCCGCUGUCAUGUCUUCUGCCGACUCUUCCGUCCUUUCUGCCGCUUCCAUGUUCGCACACAACAUCUGGAAACUGACGAUCCGUCCGCACGCUUCCGAGAAGGAAGUGAUCAUUGUGAUGCGAGUGGCCAUCAUCUGUGUGGGCGUGAUGGCAACCGUCAUGGCUCUCACCAUCCAGUCGAUCUACGGUCUCUGGUACCUCUGCGCCGACCUCGUCUACGUCAUUCUCUUCCCUCAACUCGUUUGUGUUGUCUACAUGCCACGUAGCAACACGUACGGCUCGCUCGCGGGCUACUUCGUCGGCUUGAUUCUCCGUCUGAUCGGAGGAGAACCGCUCGUCUCGCUUCCCGCGUUCUUCCACUAUCCGAUGUACACGGACGGUGUGCAGUACUUCCCGUUCCGCACCACCGCAAUGAUCUCUUCGAUGGCCACCAUCUACAUCGUGAGUUCAUUUCCCUUCUUUUACAGUUUUCACAUAUUUUCGUUCAGGUUUCAAUUCAAUCGGAAAAGCUGUUCAAAUCGGGAAGACUGUCCCCCGAAUGGGACAUAAUGGGUUGUGUAGUGAAUAUUCCGAUAGAUCAUGUGCCCCUUCCAUCCGAUGUCUCGUUUGCUGUUAGUAGUGAGGCCUUGAAUAUGAAGGUAGAGUGUGAUGAAUGUUUGACGUUUGAUUCCUCCGUUAGCAUUGUUCCACUACGCCCUCCGCCCGCCUCUAUAUCGUCAGUUUUCAGACUCCUAACGGAACGCCGGCGCCGGUCCCUCAGCAUCCGCACCCACCGCCGUCUAACGAGAACACUUUGCUCCAUCCGUACUCGGACCAAAACUAUUACUCGACCUCUUCUAACUGA